CUCCUCUAUUGAAGAAAAUUCCAAGGGUCCACCAUGAACGGUUUCUCGUGAUAACCGAAAAAAAUCCUCAUUAAGAUGAAGAUGAUUCCAGGUCACGGUUUCUUAUGGCAACAUUACAGCAUUUAGAAAAUACGUUCUAGAGAAUAUCGGGCAACCUACAUAAAAGACACUUCAAAUUCCUCGUGACCUCCGUUACAAACGACCCUUUCAUAAACAAUAUAACAAUCUGACAAACAGACAAACAGAAGGAUAAAUGCGGUUUCCAAAUUGGGUUUCUAUAUAGAUGUAAAUAAAUUCCAGUUUUCAGUAAUUCCACAACAAUUCUAUAUUUCAAGUGUGUCACUGGAACUUUGAUAGAGAGGAAGGAUGUCGUCAAUCACAAUGCCUGUGGCGCUUCCAACUGUUGAAGAGGACUGUGAGCAGCUAAGCAAGGCUUUUCAUGGAUUUGGAACUAAUGAGAAGGCAGUCAUAAACAUAUUGGCUCACAGAGGUGUUUAUAGGCGCAAGAUGAUAAAGGAAACAUAUGAGAAAAUGUACAAUGAGGAUCUUCUAAAGCGGCUAGAAUCAGAGCUUACAAGAAAAUUUGAGAGAGCUAUGCUUCUGUGGAUGUUGGAACCUGCUGAGCGUGAUGCUGUUUUAGCACAUGAAGCCAUUAAAAAGUGGAGUUCAAAAGACUCUGUUCUAGUAGAAAUUUGUUGCUCUCGAUCUCCAAGUGAACUGCUGCUGGUGAGAAAAGCAUAUCAUCUCAAGUAUAAAAAAUCUCUGGAAGAGGACAUUGCUUCACAUACAAGUGGAGAUUUCCAGAAGCUGCUUUUUGCUCUUGCUAGUUCCUUCCGAUACGAAGGUCCUGAGGUGGAUAUGCAUCUUGCUAAGUCUGAAGCCAAAAUUCUUCAUGAGGCAAUAAAGGACAAAGCUAGGACAGAUGAUAUUGUCAGGAUAAUCAGCACAAGGAGCAAAGCCCAAUUGAAUGCCGCAUUCAAUCAGUUAAGAGAUGAUUUUGGCUAUAGCAUUAACCAGCUUUUGAAGAAACAUAAGUCAGAAGAUUUUCAGGAUGCAGUUCAAACAGCAGUAAAAUGUAUCCGCUGCCCCACUAAGUACUUUGCAAAGAUUUUAAGGUCAUCCAUGGAGAGAAUGGGAACAGAUGAUGAGGCCCUCACCAGAACUGUUGUGACAAGAGCUGAUGUUGACAUGAAGGAUAUCAAAGCUCAAUUCAUGACAAGAACCAGUUUGUCUCUCAAGACUGUAAUAGCGAAGGACACAAGGGGAGACUACGAAGAUUUCUUGCUUGCAUUGGUUGGUGAAUAAUAUGUUUUCAACUCUAUUAUUAUCUGCCAUGAAAAGAGUACAGGCCAACCAAACUGUUAUUUAAUUAGAUACCAAGCGUAUUACAUAAUGUUUUAGAAUAAAUUUAUAUGGAUUUCUUAUUGUGUAUUCUGUUAAAUUCGGUGGACAGAGAUCUAAGUUAUUAUGUUUUAUACAUAUGAUUUAUUUAUG
Molecule: messenger RNA, 1494 nt
Organism: Cryptomeria japonica (Japanese cedar)
Lineage: Eukaryota; Viridiplantae; Streptophyta; Pinopsida; Cupressales; Cupressaceae
Product: annexin Gh1
Exons: 6
Coding region: 367-1305 (312 amino acids)
Cellular component (GO): cytoplasm
Molecular function (GO): calcium-dependent phospholipid binding; calcium ion binding
Source: RefSeq, a predicted model, not a curated record